Theobroma cacao (cacao) is the source of this 4423-nucleotide messenger RNA. NCBI's taxonomy places the organism in Eukaryota, Viridiplantae, Streptophyta, Magnoliopsida, Malvales, Malvaceae. The record is from RefSeq and is a predicted model, not a curated record.
AAAUCUAAUAUCUUUUUGGCUUUCACAUCCUGAACUGUGGAACGGGCUGUGGAGAGGCCUGUAAAAGACUAUGAAGACUCCAAAUGAGGUGAGUUUCAAGGGCCCUUAUACAUAUGAUUCUGUGAGUUUGUGCAUGCUCUCCCUUUCUGUUUGGUCAAAGAAAAAAGGCCUUGUCUCUAUCUGCUAGGACCAUUGGUGGUAUAAUUCUUUUUGAAAACCUGAUGUGCUUCAAAUUCUUUUGCAGAUAAAUAACUAGUGAUUAAAGUUGAAAUUAGGUUGAGUUUUUUUCCUUUUCAGACAUCUUGUGGAUUGAUCAGUGACUUAUUCACCUGUAGUGUGCAGUUUCAAAAAAGUAUUGCUAGUAAGAUUGUCAGGGAUGGCUGAUCAAAUUGGUCUAGCUGUUGCUGCAAAGAUUACAGAAUACCUGGUUGCACCAGCAAUUUGUCAUCUUAGUUAUGCGUUCCGUUUUGCCAGUAAUGUUGAGGACCUCAGGAAAGAGACUGAAAAGCUGACAGUUGCACAAGGGCGGUUGCAAAAUGAUGUCAAUGAAGCCAUAAGGCAAACUGAAGAAAUUGAAAAAGAUGUGGAGGACUGGCUUACAGAGGCAAACAAAGUCCUGGAAGAUGUGAAGCUCCUGGACAGUGAAAUAGAAGAAAACAGAAGGUCUUUUAAUUGGUGUCCUAAUUGGCUCUGGCGUUAUCAAUUGGGUAAGAAAGUAGCAAAGCAAAAGUUCAGUGUUGUUCAACUUCAAGAGACUUCCAAAUUUCAACGAGUAGGACACCGUGCUACCCUUCCUGUCAUAGAAUUCUUACGAUGCAAGGAUUUUAUGCCAUCUAAAUCUUCAGAGAAAGCUUUCAAUCAGAUUAUGGAGGCCUUGACAGACGAUGAUGUGAGCAUGAUUGGACUGUAUGGGAUGGCUGGGGUAGGUAAGACAACCAUGGCAAAAGAAGUUGGAAAGAAAUCCACAGAACUGAAGCUUUUUAAUUUAGUAGUGAUUGCUGUUGUCUCUCAGACUCCAAAUAUCAAAAACAUUCAAGGUCGGAUUGCAGACUCAUUAGAUUUACGAUUUGAAAAGGAAACUGAAGAAGGAAGAGCAGCUCAGAUAUGGCAUAGACUGCAAGAAAAGAAGAAGAUCUUCAUAAUCCUUGACGAUAUUUGGAAGGAACUCGACUUGGCAGCUAUAGGAAUUCCAUUUGGUGCUGAUCACAAGGGUUGCAAAGUUCUUCUGACAACACGACUUCAACAUGUAUGUACCAGAAUGAGAAGCCAAACGAAGAUUCAACUAGAUGUUUUAUCCAAUGAUGAAGCCUGGACCUUAUUCAAACACAAUGCAGGUUUAGAUGAUGCACCAUGCCACAGUGAAUUGAUUGAUGUAGCACAAAAGGUUGCUGGAGAAUGCAAAGGAUUGCCUCUUGCAAUUGUAACUAUUGCCAGGGCCCUAAGAGAAAAACCUCUAGAUGAGUGGAUAGUAGCAAAUCAUCGACAACAAAAAAGCCCUCAGCUUGCAGAGAAUCAAGAUUUCUGUGAAGAUAUCUAUGGAUGUCUUAAGUUCAGUUAUGAUUAUUUGAAGGGAAGAAAAAUCAAGUCAUGUUUCUUGUUGUGUUCCUAUUUCCCGGAAGAUUAUGAGAUUAGUAUCGAGCAGUUGACUAGAUAUGGAAUUGGCCAAGGCUUAUUCCAGGAUGUUAACUUCAUUGAAGAUGCAAGGAGAGAAAUGCGAGUAAUAUUAACCAAUCUCCAAUACUCUGGUUUGUUGUUGGACACUGGCAAUGAAGAAACUGUGAAAAUGCAUGAUGUCAUCCGUGAUUUUGCCCACUGGAUAGCAUCAGAAGCAGAGAAUGUGAUGAUAAAAGCAGGCCUUGGGUUAGAUGAAUGGCCAAAUUCUGAAAGCUUGGGAUGUUGUAAAACAAUCUCCUUGAUGAACAACAAAAUAGAAUAUCUUCCUGAUAAAUUGGUAUGCCCAAAACUGGAAACUUUAUUGAUGAGUGGGAAUCGUUUGAUGGCUAUUUCAAGUUCAUCUUUUGAAGGGAUGAAAACCCUCAAAGUAUUAACUCUUUCAGGUGGGUUAUUGCCAUCUCUGGAAGGAAUUCUAUGGUUGACAAACCUGAAAACCUUACACCUAGAGGGAUGCAAACUCCAUGACAUCUCAUCAUUGGCAGAACUGAAGAAACUUGAGAUUCUAGACUUCUGUGGUUGUUAUCUCGAUAAUAUACCAGAUGAAAUAGGGGAAUUAAUUAGUUUAAGAUUGCUAGAUCUGUCCUAUGCUGAUGGACACUGGAAAAUCCCACCUAAUCUGAUACGAAGGUUAUCCAAACUGGAAGAGCUGUAUAUUGGUGAGUUUAGCUUUAGGCAAUGGGCCAUUGAAGGGAGAGGUGAGGAGGCAACUACUGCUAGUUUAUCAGAGCUGAAAUCAUUGUCCCGUUUAACUGCACUAACAAUGAAGGCUAAUUCUAUAUGUUUUCCAAGAUACUUUGUCUUCCCUAAAUUACAAAGGUACAAGAUAGCAAUAAAUCAAUGUUUUGACCACGGCUAUCCAAGCUCAAGAAGCUUGAAAAUUGUAGGUUUCCUGUUAAGUCCUUUUAAGGAGCUGCUUUCUGAUAUUGAGUACCUUGAUUUGGAUAGUAUCAUUGGUCAUCAAUGCCUUGUUCCGAGCUUGGAUCAAAGAGGGUUAAACAAAUUGACCUUUCUUUGGCUCAGACGUUGUAGGCAUAUGCAAUGCCUCAUUCAGACAGUACAGCAGCAGGUUCCUGCCAUUGCAUUGUUUAAUCUAGCAGAAUUAUUCAUUGAAGAUAUGGUUUCCUUGACAGAGCUAUGUAAUGGUCCGCAACCAACAGGUUUUCUACAGAACUUAAAAAAGUUUACUGUGAAAAAUGGUGCUGCUAUGAUCUCUACAGUUCCAGUAGAAAAACAUUUAAGAGAGGUGACUGUCAUAAACUGUCCUAUGUUGCUAGCAGUGUUUCAGUUGGAUAGUCUGCAACAUACUGGGGAAGAAAAUCAUCCCAUACUGCUUUCAAACUUGUCUUACUUAGAGCUUGAGCUAUUACCUAACUUGGAGCAUAUAUGGGAAGGGCCCAUCGAUCGUGUAAGCCUUCAAAGUCUUAAGACUGUGAAAGUACAGAGUUGUGAUAAAUUGGCAUCUCUCUUCUCUCCAGUGCUUGCUCAAGGUCUUUUGCAACUUGAAACACUUGAAGUACAUGACUGUUCUGGAAUGAAGCAUAUUGUCCAAGAAACAGUUGACUCUGAUUCCCAUCCUCUGAGCUUGCCAAAAUUAACAACUCUAAAGAUCUCUUCUUGUGAUAUUUUGGAAUAUGUUUUUGCAAACUCUACAGCCCCAGAUUUUCCACAGCUAAAAGAAAUUAACAUUACUAAUUGUACUCAGUUGAAACAAGUUUUCAGCCUUGGAAAAGAAUUGGAUGGCAAGGAUAUUGUUCUACCUCAACUACAGUUGUUAGUACUUAAAAACUUAAAAAGCUUGAGCAGUUUCUGUCUAGAAAACUGUGUUAUUGUGCAGCUAUCUUUGGAAGUGUUAGAGAUUGAAGAAUGCCCCCUGCUGGAACCUUUUACUUUUGAAGACAUGAUGAAGGCUCAAAUGAAGAAACUAUGGCUCUCUAAGGUUGGAAAUAACUGUCGACAGUGCAACAGUGUUGGCCUCCAGGGAAGACAGAGGUCACCUGAUAUGGAAUAUUUAACAGUUGGGAACUGUGAAGAGAUAUUUCAACUUGAAGGCGGAUUCUUCGUCUCAAGUCUGGAGAAACUACAACUGAAAGAUCUGCAAGAGUUACAAGUGAUAUGGAAAGGUUCUACACAGAUUGCAACCCUUCAAAACCUUACUCAUCUGGAAGUAGUUGAGUGUAAGAGACUGAGACAUAUCUUCUCACCUAUGUUUGCUCGAAAUUUUCUGCAAUUGAAAGACCUACAUUUGGAAGGAUGUGAGGAACUGGAGCAAAUCAUUGUCAAAGAUCAAAUUUCAUUAUCUUCUUCAAAGGAUCGUCUUCAAGCUAUAAGCUUCCCUAAUCUGACCAAAAUAUGGAUCAACAACUGCAACAAACUGAAAAUUCUCUUCCCUGUUAGUGCUGCUCGUGGUCUUCCAAAACUUGAAGAGUUGAAAAUAGAAGAGGCGUCAGGAUUAGAGCAAGUGUUUGGACAUGAAGAUGGAGCAAACAUUACAAAUGAAGAGGAUAUGGCGCUUUCUAAGUUAAAGAAAGUAGAUAUCCUCCACCUACCAAGCUUUGUCAGUUUCUGCUCAUCCGAUUAUCAUAUAAUGUUCCCAUCAUCGUUCACUGCAACAGUAGAAGACUGCCCCAACUUGACCGCAUGUUUCACUGUUGAUAUAAAAAAUUUGAUACCUUCUGGCCCACAGGUAAACACGCCAAUCUCUUUUCCUGAUAUGAGGGAUUUGAUGCUAUUAUUGAUGGUGCUAAUAUAA